CACCCAUUCGCCGGUAUAAAAGGCUGCGGCCGCAUCUCAACAAGCAUCAUUCUCAGCAGCCCCGCAGCUCUUAGAACUCACUCACCAUGUUCAUGUACGUUCUUCCCAUGCUCCUGGCCGCGGUCUCCGCUGGCAACCUCCCCGUCGCCCCCCUCGCCUACUCGGCCCCUCUGGCCUACGGCGCCUAUGGUGCUUACGGCUAUGCCGCCGGCGCCCCCCUGGUCAAGACCAUCGCCGCCCCCGCCCUCCAAUACCGCGCUGCCCCCUUGGUUUAUGCUGCUCCCGUCGCUGCCCCCAUCCAGGUCCACGACCUCCGCGUGGCCAAGACCGUCCAGUACGCGAACAUGCCCGUUGUCGCCAGCAGCCAGAUCCUGAAGCCCGCCCUUUCCGUUACCGGCCUGAUCAACCCUCCUCGUGAGAUCGUGACCCAGCAGGCGCUCCUCGGCCCCGCCCGGCCCGUCCAGAUCAAAAACUUGGGGUUGACGGAUUUGACCCAAAUGACAAUUGACCGAACGGUCAGUACCACGAAUUGACCAAACGAAAAUUAACGGAACGGCCUUUCAUUGACAUUGGCCGAAUAUUUGGAUGCUGAUUAUUCUUUUGACAGAACGGAAAACGGGUAAUAAAGCAGUAAAAAAAAAAAAAAAUAAA
Molecule: messenger RNA, 651 nt
Organism: Neocloeon triangulifer
Lineage: Eukaryota; Metazoa; Arthropoda; Insecta; Ephemeroptera; Baetidae
Product: cuticle protein 16.5-like
Exons: 3
Coding region: 87-533 (148 amino acids)
Source: RefSeq, a predicted model, not a curated record